AUGCCUAUUAAUGCCGCUCUCCUUUCAUCCCAAAAUGGGAGUCUCACCUUGCCAGUAUCUCAUUUUACAACUACCACCAUCACUACCUUGAAUGGUUCCAGCCAUGCAAACAUCCGUAUCUUCGAUGUCCUCGUUGGUCUAAUGAUGGGUGUGACCAUUGAGCACGGUACUGGUGGAUUCGUCAAAGAUCGGUUUUAUACCGGUUCCCGUCUCCUACAGCCAGUCGCUAACUGGUCUGGCAUUCCUAUAGAUAUGAUCAAUUUCGUGGUAGCGAGUUUUGUCAGCCUUCCACUAGCUCUCAUUAUGCGCUACGGGUUACCUCCAUCGCGUGUACGUCCCCUCUUUCGAGCUAUUGCAGAAAUCCUCCUUGGUGCUGGAGUAGUUAUCUUUUGUUUUGGAAUGCAACUCCGGGUCCUUCUGGUUCAAUCCUGCGUAGCUUACGUAAUCCUCCUUUUCUGUCAACACGAUCGUCUCGUCACGCCUGUCGCUGUAACCACUUGGUCCCUGUUCUACCUUAUGCUGAUUCAUCAGUGUCGUCUCUACUACGACUAUGAGGGCUACACACUGGAUAUAUCUGGCGCUGCAAUGUUGCAGACACAACGACUUUCUAGUCUUGCAUUCAAUCUCUACGACGGUGUACGUAUCGCAAAAUCGUCUGCUUCUAACGGAACCUGCAAGACCUCCAAUAACGGCGACUGUGUGGGCAACAACAAUAACCCCAAAAGAACAAUUGGUGAAGAAGGCGGACCCAAUAUCAUGCCCUCUAGUCGAGAAUGUGCCAUCGCGAAAAUGCCAGGUCCAAUAGAGUUUGUGGCCUACUGCAUGUACUUCCACGGUGUAUGUAUCGGGCCGUUUGUGUUUUUCAAGGACUACCAAAACUACUUACAUGGAUACGAGAAUAAACACUUGCCUCCCAUUCCCUUUCGUCGGCUCUUCUUCCUCAGCCUGCGCUUGACGGCUUAUGGUCUCACCUAUGCGGUGUUGUUCAGCCGCAUUCCUAUCGCUUUUAUCAAUCAUGGAGCUUUUCAGCGGCCGGGUGCCAAUCUUGAAGAAAUCAGUGCUCUUAUUGGUCCUGGAAAUAGCCGCGUUAAAGUCUUCUUCAGACGCAAGUACUCGCAGCCUUGUCUUUUUCGAGCGACACUACCGUCAUUCCUCGUCCACGCGGACGUCUCCCACGAGUUGUGA
Hydatigera taeniaeformis is the source of this 1185-nucleotide messenger RNA. NCBI's taxonomy places the organism in Eukaryota, Metazoa, Platyhelminthes, Cestoda, Cyclophyllidea, Taeniidae. The record is from the annotation of a GenBank genome assembly.